AUGGCGCACGCAGCCCCCGUUGACAUUUGGAACGGUAAUGGCAUCGCCUUGGGAGCUCCUUCUCCCAAGAAGGUCGCUUAUUUCUACGAUUCUGACAUCGGAAACUUUGCCUAUGUGUCAGGCCAUCCAAUGAAACCACAUCGCAUCCGGUUGGCGCACAGCUUGAUUAUGAAUUACGGUGUGUAUAAGAAGAUGGAGAUUUACCGUGCGAAACCUGCAACGCGACUCGAGAUGACCCAAUUCCAUACGGACGAGUACAUAGAUUUCUUACAGCGAGUCACCCCCGAGAAUAUGGAUAAUUUCCAGCGGGAGCAAGGCAAAUACAAUGUCGGAGAUGAUUGUCCAGUAUUUGACGGACUAUUUGAAUUCUGUGGCAUAAGUGCUGGUGGCAGUAUGGAGGGUGCUGCCCGGCUCAACCGUCAAAAGUGCGAUAUCGCAGUCAACUGGGCGGGUGGCCUCCAUCACGCAAAGAAGUCUGAGGCUAGUGGCUUCUGCUAUGUUAACGAUAUCGUUCUCGGAAUUCUCGAACUCUUACGAUUUAAUAAGCGCGUCCUAUAUAUCGAUAUCGAUGUACACCAUGGCGAUGGUGUUGAGGAAGCAUUUUAUACCACAGACAGAGUCAUGACAGUGUCUUUUCACAAGUACGGCGAAUACUUCCCUGGAACGGGCGAGCUUAGAGAUAUUGGCAUCGGCCAGGGCCGUUACUACGCCACUAAUUUCCCCCUUCGCGACGGCAUAGAUGAUUCCUCAUACAAAUCAAUCUUCGAACCCGUCAUAUCAGCCGUUAUGGAAUAUUAUAAUCCGGACGCGGUUGUUCUUCAAUGUGGCGGAGACAGUUUGUCCGGUGACCGCCUCGGUUGUUUUAACCUGAGUAUGGAUGGACAUGCCAACUGCGUAAAGUUCGUUAAGAGUUUCAACCGACCAACUCUGGUACUCGGUGGUGGUGGUUAUACAAUGCGUAAUGUUGCCCGUACCUGGGCUUUUGAGACUGGUUUGCUUGUUGAUGCUCAGAUGGAUCGAACCCUACCAUUUAAUGAAUAUUAUGAUUAUUAUGGGCCUGACUACUCGCUUGACGUGCGUGCUUCCAACAUGGAGAACGCCAAUAGCCCCGAGUAUCUAGAGAAGAUAAAAAAUCAGCUCAUCGAAAAUCUUCGCCGUACCGCUCAUGCCCCAUCCGUCCAGAUGCAAGAUGUCCCCCGUCAUUCUCUGGGAGCAAUGUCUGAUGAGGAAGAAGCUGAGCUUGAUGACCUCGAUGAGGACGAAAAUAAAGAUGUUCGCAUGAGUCAGCGCCAGUGGGAACAGCACAUAGAGCGGGACAACGAAUACGAGGAAAGCGAUAAUGAGGACCUAGAUAAAGCGAAUGGAGUUCAUCGAAACGGCAACACGCGGCGGCCAUUAAUCGACUAUCGCAAUUCAGAUGUUGAAGCUGAUAGCGGCGCCGCGACGCCUGCCAACGGCUCUGUUGAACAUGUCAUCAAAUCUAAAGAAACAGAUGAUAUCAUUAUGGAGGAUGUAGCAGAGAAGGAACCCGAAGUCGAAGCAAACACUCGCGAUAACUCCCAGCCAGAGGAGAAGGAUACUGAACACGAAAGCAAGGCUGCUAGUAUUGCUGAUCAGGAAGGAGCAUCGAAGGAAUCCCAGGGAGUCGCCAAGUCCGAUAAAGAUGGUAGUGAAAGCGAAAAGACAGCUGCCGCUGAAAAUGAGUCUGGGAGCGAAAAGGCUGAGACAUCCAAGGAGGCUGACGAGACAAUGCGGGAUGUUGGUGAAAGCAAAGCACCAACCGAAGAGGCUGAAAAAGCGCCCAGCGCAGCGCCAGAGGCUAAGAGCACUCCGGAAGCUGAAAAAGUUGAUCAAGAUGGUGACAUCGACAUGGACGCCCCCGUUGCCGCCGCCCCUGAGCUAAAGCAAGAGAUUGGAACAGACGCCAAGGACCAACCCGCAGAGAAGGCUGAUGCUGCGUCGCCUAGUUCCGCGGAGCCCGCUAGUAAAGACAAGGAUAAAGACAAGGAAAAGGAUGAUGCGAGCUCUUAA
Molecule: messenger RNA, 2031 nt
Organism: Daldinia childiae
Lineage: Eukaryota; Fungi; Ascomycota; Sordariomycetes; Xylariales; Hypoxylaceae
Product: Histone deacetylase RPD3
Exons: 4
Coding region: 1-2031 (676 amino acids)
Molecular function (GO): histone deacetylase activity
Source: RefSeq, a predicted model, not a curated record